Molecule: messenger RNA, 936 nt
Organism: Brugia pahangi
Lineage: Eukaryota; Metazoa; Nematoda; Chromadorea; Rhabditida; Onchocercidae
Source: the annotation of a GenBank genome assembly
AUGGAAUCAUGUAAGCAAGCAAGUGAAUUGGCUAAUAGUGUCGCAUUCAACGCUAUUAUCAUUGUUUGGAUUAUCAUAUCAGCGACAGGAUUUGUUGUUGAAAUAUGGGUAAUGCUUAAGAUAACAAAUCGUAUUUUAUUACAUCGAAAUACACGAAUUUUGAUUAUCACACAUCAGUUAUGGCUCAUUCUUCACUGUGCCAUAAGAGUAUUUACCUACACCUAUAUGUUAGUGGGAUAUCAGAAGAAGCACACUGAUCCCUGCGGGUAUAUGAUGUUCCCGUGGGAAUGUUUGAUGAUACGAGGACCGAUUAUUCUAACAUCGUCCUUAAAUGUUGCUUCUGUACCUGCAAUAGUUAGUGAGCGAGCUAUUGCUACAUUUUUUUCAUCGAAAUACGAAAAUUUUGGAAAAACUAUCGCUGUUGUACUUAUCAUGGCACAGACUGUAAUUGGAAUUGGGUGCGUUUUAUUUAUUUAUGGCAAUUUUUCAUUGCUUAAAUAUGGAAUGAUGGUUUACUGCGCUCGAGCAAGUAAUAAAGCAAGCGCAAAAGUUAUUGUGAGAUUACAUCGAAACAAAAUUCACGUUAACUUAUCACAUCGUUAUCAAAUCAUGGAAAAUAUCAAUUCCCUUCAGACAUUAUUACCAAUGGUAGCAUUUCAUGCGCUACUCCUGGCAGUUUACAUGAGUGCACACUGUCUGUACUACACUUUCAAUUCCACUAUUCCCAAAUUUUCUCUCACAACUGCUAUUUACUUGGAAUGUGUACAACUAACUCCAUUAUACGCAUUAACCUUGCCAAUUGCUAUAGUAUGGACAGAAAAAUAUGUCAGGAAAACUGUUCAGGAAAAUCGUCGGAAGGUUAUGGAAUUAACUGGCAGUGAAGUAGCUGACCAUUACUUUGCAGUUUUCGAAAGAUCUGCAGGAAAGAAUGCUUGA